UGACGUUUAAAGUCCGCGACAGACUGCAGUGCAGUGGAGGCUGAUCACAGGAGUGUGUGUGUGGGGAUUAAACUGGUAGUGGAGUGGAGUUAUAAAGUUAUUCACGUUCAGUUAGUCGGGUGUCUGCUGUGUGUGUGUGUGUGGUUUCCUUCCUGGUCGGUGAGGUUUUACAGAGUGAUGAGUGAUGAGCGCGUGCAGUGACAGCAGUGAUGAUGAGGAGACACAGAGGAUUAAAGAGGCGGUGUGGAGGUUCGGAGCUGAAACACACCAGACACGGGGAGCUGCAGAGAAGCACACACAUAGCAAGAGACUGAAAGUGUGUGAGCACGAGCACGAUGGAAACGAACUGAAGACAACACCAGAGUUCCGCUCUCACGUCGCCAAGAAGCUCGGAGCCAUGCUGGACAGUGUGAUCUGUGAGGUGUUCAGCGAGACUCCGGACUGUAAAUCCGCCCCACAGGAAAACACACAGGAUGAAUCUGAUGGUUUCAGACUUUUCUCUACAUCACUUCCUGGUAACUGGAGGGAGGAGCCAAAGCAAGCCCCGCCUCCUAAACGCAGACCUGCACCCAGCUCCAGUGACAGUGACAGUGAGAUGGAGUCGAGGCUGAGGGAAGCGGCCGUGUCCAUAUCAGAUCUGCUUCCUUCCUCCUCCACAGAGACGGGACGGGGGGACGAGAGGACGGACACCGGAGCGAGGGAUGAGGACAGUGCUGAACGGAAAAAGAAGAAGAAGAAGAAAAGGAAAGCUGUGACAGAGAGAGAGGAAGACGAGUCGUUAGUGCAGAGAGACGGAGCUGUGAGUCAGGAACAGAGCGGAGAGAACAACACACUGAAGAAGAAAAAGAAAAAAAAGAAAGUGAAUGAAGGACUGAAAGAGUCAGAGAAUAAAUGAGUGACAGGAGAUUAAUCUGUUUCAGGUUGAGUUUAAUAUCAGCAGCAGUUCUUUACUCAGAUUAAUUGUAGUUUGCUCUUAUUUUAUGUUAGUUUAUAUAAAUAUGUCUUUUUUGUUGAUUUUUUCUAAAAGAGAAAUGUUCACUUUUUAUUUUAAAGAUUGAUUUUUAAUAAAAUGCUUUU
Molecule: messenger RNA, 1077 nt
Organism: Clarias gariepinus (North African catfish)
Lineage: Eukaryota; Metazoa; Chordata; Actinopteri; Siluriformes; Clariidae
Gene: c9h12orf43
Product: chromosome 9 C12orf43 homolog
Exons: 6
Coding region: 185-895 (236 amino acids)
Biological process (GO): Spemann organizer formation; negative regulation of Wnt signaling pathway; Wnt signaling pathway
Source: RefSeq, a predicted model, not a curated record